CUGAACAACAUCCACCAUCAUCAUCUUCAUGUCUGUCUUUUGCUUUUUAUGUACGACUUUCAUACAAGCAACAAACAGCAGCUCGGCGGUUACACCAUUCCUUGUCAUUUUACUUUACUACGGAGUACUAAAUUUACGCCGACCAAAAUGGGUUCAACAAGAACACCUCUCUCCUUCUUCUUCGUCUUCCUCCUCCUCCUCGCAGCCCCAUCACCUCUCUCUGCGUUUGCAGAAGAUCAACAGCCCACCAACAGAGACGACGAUCCUCGUCCGGCAGCAGCAGGGCUCGCCUUGAACUACUACAGAGACACAUGCCCCCAAGCCGAAGACAUCAUCGGAGAGCAGGUCAAGCUUCUCUACAAGCGCCACAAGAACACCGCCUUUUCUUGGCUCAGGAACAUCUUCCACGACUGCUUUGUCCAGUCUUGUGAUGCUUCUCUGCUGCUGGACUCCACCUGGCGGUCUCUGUCCGAGAAGGAGACCGACCGGAGCUUCGGGAUGAGGAAUUUCAGGUACAUCGAGACUAUCAAAGAAGCUGUGGAGAGGGAGUGCCCCGGUGUUGUUUCCUGUGCCGACAUUCUUGUCCUGUCCGCCAGAGAUGGCAUUGUUGCUCUUGGAGGACCAUACAUCUCACUGAAAACAGGGAGAAGGGAUGGGAGGAAGAGCCGGGCAGAUAUUCUGGAGCAACAUCUCCCCGACCACAACGAAAGCAUGAGUGUUGUUCUCGACAGGUUUUCCAAAGUCGGAAUCAACACUCCCGGAGUUGUCGCUUUACUAGGAGCUCACAGUGUGGGAAGAACCCACUGUGUGAAGCUGGUGCAGAGAUUAUACCCAGAGGUGGACCCGGAGCUGAACCCGGAUCAUGUCCCACACAUGCUCAAGAAAUGCCCAGACCCAAUCCCAGACCCAAAGGCAGUGCAGUAUGUGAGGAAUGACAGGGGCACCCCUAUGAAACUGGACAACAACUACUACAGGAACAUCCUUGAAAACAAAGGGCUCAUGCUUGUGGACCACCAACUGGCCAAGGACAAGAGGACCAAGCCCUAUGUCAAGAAGAUGGCCAAGAACCAGGAUUACUUCUUCAAGGAGUUCUCCAGAGCCAUCACCAUUCUCUCCGAGAACAACCCCCUCACGGGCACCAAAGGGGAGAUCCGAAAGCAAUGCAAUCUCGCCAACAAGAUCCACUAGAUGAUGGUGGUGGAUGGGCUUCUUUGUUAGUUACCUUUGUUAAUAGCCUGUACUAAAAGUGAAUAAUAUGAGGGCUAAUCAUAUGAAUAUUUGCCCUUUACUGGCCUGCCUCCAGUCAUUCCAGUGUGGUGUGUGUGUUAUCUAAGAUGAAAUCAGACCAGCUUGCUUCACAUGGUGGUUUGUUACUUUCAAUAUAUGGUUACAUUGUCAGUUUUUAUUUCAGGGUUUGAUUUGCAGUGUGUCGUGUACUUGUGUAUUAAUGAAUGAUGCUUUGUUAU
This is a messenger RNA of Cuscuta campestris, 1466 nucleotides long. NCBI's taxonomy places the organism in Eukaryota, Viridiplantae, Streptophyta, Magnoliopsida, Solanales, Convolvulaceae. The record is from the annotation of a GenBank genome assembly.